AAAAAGUCAGUAUUCCAAAGAAUUCUUCCCAGCCGGUGGACAAAGGCUAAAAAACCGAUGUUGGAAAGUGUCAUAUUUGGCAAAAACUUCAAAAAGAAAUUGGCAGCAGACGGUAAAAGCUUUGUGAUAGAAGAGAAAUACUUGCAGCAUGCCUACCGUUUCCUUUCAACACUACGAUCCUGCUUGCUGCUUUCCUAUGAUGGACUGUACAGUUAUUUCAUCUCCGUAUCAGAAACGCUGCCUUCCUCAUGCAAGCUGGAGCUUGAAAAACUGGAUCUGAAAGUCCGGCUCAGUGAGUUAUCUGACAAAGUGACGGAAAUAGAAGACCCCAAUGAUCUGGCAGAAGCAAUAAAUAGCAGCCUAAUAUUGCUAUCAUCUCAACUUCUCAAUCUGUGGGGAAAAUUUCUUCAAUCCUCUUUGAAGAUUGAACAAGAGAAGAAGCAAAUAAAGGUAAGAAGCGCAUUGAAUAGGCUUUAAGGCAGGGGAAGCUUAGUGCUCAAUCUUCAGUGCGACUCCAUUUAUUGUUUUACACUGCCGUUAUCUCUCAAGG
Messenger RNA from Xenopus laevis (African clawed frog), 550 nucleotides. RefSeq names its product protein FAM135A-like. The record is from RefSeq and is a predicted model, not a curated record. The transcript is spliced from 4 exons. NCBI's taxonomy places the organism in Eukaryota, Metazoa, Chordata, Amphibia, Anura, Pipidae. The coding region runs from base 58 to 477 and encodes 139 amino acids.